Xyrichtys novacula (pearly razorfish) is the source of this 11334-nucleotide messenger RNA. The record is from the annotation of a GenBank genome assembly. Lineage: Eukaryota; Metazoa; Chordata; Actinopteri; Labriformes; Labridae.
GUGGGCUGAUAGUGGGAAGUACCCGUGCGCCGGUGUCUCCCUGGCUGCGCAAGACGCCAUUUUGGAGUGACAGUGAAAGAUAACGGAAAGAUCGAGAAGCUGUCUUUCUAAAGGUAAUAAUCCACACCAACGCGGUGUUUUUCCUCCUAAAAUAUCGAAUACUGUUGAGUUAACGUGUCUCCUCCGGGCUGACUCGGGUUUCUUCGGUUUAAAAGCUGACGUCACUGUGUUCGGUCGUUACUGUGACGCGGCAGUUAGCUAACGGUCAGCUUUUCGGCUACAGCAGCUCCGGUGACGGACGGAAGAAAAACCGUCACCGUUGGUGUGGUAAAUAUCGCACCGGAGCUCAACCGACUAUUCAAUCCUUUUCGACCGCGAUCGGUGUGUUGUUGUGUCGCGUAGAACUGUAAAAAUCUGUUAUUUUUCGACAGUAAACGCUCGCGGAAUCGUGUCGCCCGUUAGCAGCAGGCUAGCAGAGGAUAACGGGCUAGCUAGCUGAAGCAUCCGCCCUAAGUAAAGAUGACUGAAAUCUGCCCCGAGUGAGAGAAACCCCACUCCGAAACCUGGGCUUUUUUCACACCUAAAACGGUCUUUUUCCUCUUUACACGACGGGCGUUUUCACAGUCUAGUUUACAUACCGAUGGGGGUUAUUAGUGUUAGCUGUAUUAUCGGCCUUCAGUGUCUGAAACCUGAUCCCUGCAGUGAAAGCACCGGGGACAGAGCCUUCCAGCUGGAUCAGGCCUUCCUUAUCGGCUGAUCGGUUAGCCUUCCAGUUUAUCCGGGUUAACAUUGUUGCAGUGACUGGAUACACGGUUGUUAACUGCUUAAUAAGAUUUAAAAUUGAGAUAUAUCGGUUAAAUGAAUCGGGAUGAUGCCGAUCCUGAUGCUGGAAGUAAGCGUUGAUUGAUCUGAUGUUUUUUUUCUCUGUAUUUUAUUGAUACUGACUUAAAGCAGACGAUCUCUAUAGGGAAACAAAGAAUCUUAAUCUUUUAAACACCACUAAUUGAUGUAGCUAGGACCUUAAUUUUCCGAUCUUCGAGUGUUUCAGUUCUGGAAAUUAACCAAAUAAAUUUUGACUUGGCAGUUUCCCCUUAAAAAUAUCAUUUUAACUGCUUUGAAAGCAUCUGAAACUGCAACUCAAGCACAAACCCACGAGACGUGUUUAAUACUUAGUCCAAGAAAACUUUCUGUUCUAAUUGUCACAGUUAGUCUAAUUGUACAAAUCAUGACGAGAGAAUUUAGCUGAAAGUAUAAAUGAAAAAUUACAAAUAAAUAGGGCUAUUAUGAAGCUUUUGUGUUUUUAUUUCCGAAUGCAAAACAACUACAUCAAACUGACUUUCAUUCAGGGAUAAUAGUUGAAAAUAAUACUGGAAUAUAUUCCCUUUUUGAAAUACACUGUAAACUGAGAUAUAUAAGCAGGUACGUAUACCAGAUUAAUGCAAUUUGUUUGCUAAAUUUGUUAACAUAGAGGAAUUUUAGUGCUGCAUCUGUACUUAAUUUAUGUGUUUCUGAGAUUCUACUCUUGCUUUUAGACUGGACCCCCCCGGAUCAGUCUCCUGAAAUCAGCUUUUAUAAAUUUUGCUUUUGACUUCUAAAUCAUCACAAAUUUUUGGUAAUGUUUAAAUUUAAUCUGUGUCACUAACCCUGUGAUUGUAACUCCCCAAAGAACAAAACCCACCGACUAUCUCCGCAUACGACUUUCUCAACGAUACGUUGUACAUGCUCUAGGUUUAGAGACUAAGAGUAAAUUCUACGUAGAUUUGUUUGUGAUUUAUAGUGCCACAACAUUCAUGAGCAUUAGUACAAGCAGGAGUCGACUGUUUGAAAGUGUGUUUCCUUUAAUUGAGCCCUUGCUGGGGUUUCUGUGAUGAAAGCAGCCCUGCCUGUAUGUUUACAUUCUUCAGUCAUGUGACUCACAGAUCCAGACUCUGUGUGCACAGCGGACAGGUCUCUGUGUGUUCAUGUAUAGGACUUCAUUCAAGUGAUACCUGGCUGACUGGUUUUGUAAAUAGAUCAUUGAAAACCGAGUCUGUGAAAUAGCAUGACGCGUUUCAGGUCACAUGACUGAUGUCGAACAUCCUGCAGUAAGACGACUGCGUGGACACACGGUCUGUAAUUAACGUUUUAAUGAUGGGUAGCUGAAAAAAAUCCACCAGCAGUUAUGUUUUUGACCGCCCGGUAAAAUAACAAACGCAUUUUUGUCUCCCAUAUACAUCCAUUUGAGUGCAUUUCAGUGAGAUUGUAAGGUACGAUCUUUAAACUUAGAGGAGGCUCGGCUAAAUUUGAAGCAAAGUUACCUAAACUACCUAAAUCUUAAUCACUUUUAACCUGAACACAACUUGUGAAGUGAGAGAAAUAUCAGUGAGGGUUUAUAGGUCACAGAAAAUGUUGUGUAGCCUUGUGGCUUCAAAGAAGUCCAACACAGACCUGCUAAUAUCCACAGAUUUAUAAAUAUAGUGAAGCAAUCUAGUCGUCCAUGUAACUUUUCUGUAGUUACAUCUUAAUCAUAGUAUCUUGUUUUAUUGCUGUUGUGGCUGGCAGAGUGAUUAAAAUGAAUUUCCAUCCUCUCCUGCCCACAGGUUAAAGGUUGAAUACUUGUGACCAUUGUAAUUUCCAUUGUGUUUGCAUGUAUCAGCUUCACAGAGCUCUGUAUGCAGACUACAGAGGAGGAGGGGACUGAAGUUAUUUGUACACUAAAAUGUAGUUCAUCAUACUGGGGAAUAGUUUGUCCUUUUUAUGAGAUGACUACUGUGGUACAAACAUUUAAUGAGAAAAUCCACCUGCAUUUGUCAUGUGGUGGAUGUCAAUUUCAGACCCUUUGUGCAAGGGUUAAACAAUAUAUCGUCUAACCCCAACUUUCACAGAUAUGAGUCUUGUAUGAGUCUCUUUAGUUGCUUUACCACAAACUUGGUAAACUGACAUGUUCAAUUCUUACCCAGCGUAAGAAAAACUCACUUUUCGGAAAUGAAAAUACUCAAAUAUUGAUAUAAAAUACGCAAAUCGUGGAACAAAAGUGAAAAAGACCCUUAAAUUACAAGCUGUUAGAAUCAGUCACUAGCUUUUUUUCCAUCCAGACUGUUUUGUUUUUUUGGUGUCCAUUGAACUUCCUUACUUGCCAUCAUUGUAUUGAUGUGGCGUACAUGUUUAUUAUAGCUUCUAGUUUGAGAAAUGUCAAAUUAUUUUAAGAUAGAUGAACAUUUAUUUAUCAACAAGGCUAGUAUUGAUAUUUAGCCGAACUGUUUGAAGGAAGCUGUUCUCAAUAAUGGCUGACAUUAUCAAUGCUCUGGGUUGUCUGGUAGCAUGUAGCCAUAAAAGAGUAACCUAAAUGUUUAAUCAUUAGCUUUGCACAUGAACUGAAAACGGCUCUUUGUGGAAGGCAGCUGGUCUUUAUGGUGCAGUAUGUAUACUGAGGCAGUUUUAUAGAGAAAUGGGAACGAAAUUAAACAAAAAAUCAUGUCAGUAAAAUGGAUCACUCAGAUGAAUUCAGUUCUGUUCAAAGCAAAGAAAUGUCAACAUCAAGGUCAAACCGUAAAGACGGUGAAAAGGAGGCAAACAGUAAAAUGACAUUACAGCAGCCAAAAUGACCGUUCUUGUUAUUCUAGGCAGAACGGUCGUCAAAUUUAAUCAAACAACUGGACAUAAUUACAAUGAAAAAGGGUUAAUAUUAGAAAAAUCAUUUAAUUUAGUAAAUUUAUUCAGUUUAAUGAUUUAAAACUUUAAAACUCUGGCGGUGUAGUUAACUCAUUGACUUGUUGCUGGUCAUUUUUUCUGAUCUUUUCUCCGUCUCACUAAAAUAGAAACACUACAAACAUGACUCUGCUCACCCUCUUCCUCUCUCUCUACUUUUACAGCUUCGUCACCAUGGGGAAUGUAUUUGCAAGCUUAUUCAAGGGCCUGUUUGGCAAAAAAGAGAUGAGGAUCCUCAUGGUCGGGCUUGAUGCUGCUGGAAAAACUACCAUCCUAUAUAAACUGAAACUUGGAGAGAUAGUCACCACCAUUCCCACCAUUGGUACGAUUUCUGCCUUUUAAUCAUGACUUGUUCAUUUCCAAGUGUUUUUACCAAUUUUAAACUUGUGUCACAUGAAGAUGCAACAAUACUGAACAUGAGAUCGACGGUCUGUGAUUCCUCGCUUUAAAUAACAUGUUAUUUAGCUAAAGAAGAUGGUUUGGUAUAAGUUUAAGAACUAGUCUUGGUCGGGAUAAGUCGUGUCUGUGUUUAGUUGUAACACAAAGAUGUCAGACUCGAUCUAACUGCUGGAGUAAAACACUCAAAAUAACUUCACUGUUUCAAAAAUGAUUCAAAAAGCGUUGAUAGGUCGAUAAUUAUCCAUGGUGUCAAAUAACAACAGUGACAUCCAGUGGUGAAGCGGUCAACUACAUCAUAUGUAAAUAUAAUGGUACUCAGAUAAUGUGCACCUGUACGGUCAUUAUCUCCGCUGGUAGAGAACAAAAGUCAGACGUUUUUGUUUGCUGUGAUCUAUCCUAGAGAACACUAACACCCACACCUCACAGCAGAUCUAUCCUCUUUGUCUAGAACAACAGAUGUAACGCACACCUACACUGGAACGGUCUCAGCUGGUGAAAAAGUCGUUUCAUCUGAACUCCAUCCUAAAUUAAAAAUGAUGUUCGAACCAGAGCUUCAUACUCAGACAGGACAUGUGCAGCCAGUUUUAGUUUUCAGUGCUGAUGUUUGUUUACCACACAUCCUAAAUGUUACUCUGAGUAAAGGUUGAAAUAAACCGGAUCUGACUUCCACUUCCUAAAGGGCAAAAAUUCUUGAAAAUAUGACCAGAGUUGGCGUCAAGCUUUUGUGCAAUAUCCACAUUGCGUAAGUUACAGUUUCAUAAUAAUAAGUUAGUGUCGUAAACAGUGACAGUAAUAUUCCAUAUAAAAGUCUGACUGUCAUACUAAUCAUGAUCUCACGAUGAAAGAGAAGACGGACUCGGACACGUCUUAUCAUAUUUUAUAAUGUCAAACAGUAACUGCAGUGUUGAGAUCAUAACUCUGAGGAUGUAUCAAACAGCACUGUCGUUUUUAUCUGUUAAACUGUGAAAAUCAUUCCUUCCCAGUGUUGUUUGGAUUCUAUCAGCUCUGUGAAAACCUUCUAGAGUUUAAUGCAGUCAGAAAUCAAACAUAAUUAUGCUGUUAAAGAACAGUCACAGAGGUCAGACAUCUCACAGCACUUAACACUUCUACUCUUUUACCUGUUACUGAGUGUCCAGUCAGACUAAACUGUGCUGGACGUGUUUCUCUCUGAGGUUAACUCGUGUUCAGAUGGUGACUCAUCCAUGCUUCUCCUCCUCUGUCCAGGUUUUAACGUUGAAACUGUAGAAUACAAGAACAUCAGCUUCACAGUGUGGGACGUGGGCGGUCAGGACAAGAUCAGGCCGCUGUGGCGCCACUACUUCCAGAACACUCAAGGUGAGCUGAGCGGUGACGGCGAACAUUAACCGCCUUUAGGUGACUCCGCUGGUGCAUAACAGAUGAUCGCUAAAGCUCGUCAACCCAUGACUCACGCGCCAUUGUUCAUUCCUCAAAGGGUGCAUUGUGUGACUCCUCUAGUGUUUCCUGAAAUUGAAUUCAUCAGAAUAUGCGGAGGGGCUGCAGGGUGGCGUCGGGUGAUGUAACCUGCAGGUGUUUUCUCAGCUUUAAAAACGAGGUUUUAACCACAGAAGUCCACCUGGUUUUUUGUCUCUCCUCCUUUUCUUUCACGCGCCGGACACACGUCCAGCUUCAGCGAACAUCUCAGCCACAAACUGAGCAUCCAAGUGUGAAAUUGGAAAAGAGAGACUCCUAUUUGGCAGCGACUGUUAGAUACAGAAUCACUGACUAGAGGAGAAAAAGGCCCAGCUGUGUUCCAGAUAAGAAGCCUCUUAUUGCUUCAUUAGUGUCUCCUCCUCCUGAAUGUAAAUCUAUAUAUCUAUAUUUGGGAAUCUAGACUUAAUAACAAGAAAAUGUAACUGUUGUCUACCUCUAAUUAUCCUCAGUUUGGAGAUUAUAGAAAAUUUAAUGUCAAGUUAUAACCACAGGACUCUUACAUCAGGAGUGGAUUAUUCUGCCUUCCUGGGGUUGAAAGCUGUUUGGACAUGAUUGCUUGUUUUUUAUUUUUGUUUCUAUGAUGAGUAAAAACGUGACAAAGUUAAAAGGUUUCUAUUAUUAGGAUAAAGAUUUAGUGGUUUUAUUUAAAACUCUGUGGUUUUACCUCCAAAGUUAACUGGUGAAGCUCUGUGACCCACUGACCUACAGGUGACCUGUGGCUCAUCAGGCGGGAUGAGACACAACACAACAAAUAUGAGAUCAGACAAGUUUUUUUAUUUUCUAAUAAAUUGAAAGUGAGAUUUUAACUGUAUUAUUAACCAUCAGUGUUUAAACUUUAACUUUUUGUUUGGGUGAGAGACCUUUAAUGUAGAUUAUGAUCAAUAUGUUUGGUGUUUCAUCUCCACUUUUGAGGCCUCUUUGGAGUUGGGCUGCUCAGUUAUGUCAGAAAUCACAAUCACAGUUACUUUAAUAACAAUAUCACAAUUAUUAAAGUGAUUACCUGUGAUUUGAUGUCUUAAUCCCAAACAUUUAAGCAGCUUAAGAACUCUUUGUAGAGGAAACACGCACAGACACACACCUGCCUCCUCCUGAUAGGACAGGAAAAAAAACUAAAUGUCUGCUGAACAUUAAAACAGAGUAAAAACACUUUUGGAUUAACCCUUGAGCUCCCAGUAAGUUCGCAGUAAGAAGAGCGCUCUGUGCAGAUGUCAAGUCUUUCACCACACAAACUUCAGAAUCAGAAAUUAGACUUCAUAUAUAUUAAAAAAUCCUCAUGGCUCACUUGUUUCAGAAUCAAAAGCUACCCUACAACUUCUCUAACCUCACAGUUUGUGUCUCUUGUAUUUUGGACAACAGCGUUAAAAAAUGUAAAAAUUUCCCCUCCCAGUCACGGAUGUCGGAGCAGAUUUCAGAGACUGAACUCCUGCUGUGAUGCAGAUUUAAAACCUAAAGUUGGAUUUCAUCUGGAGCUCUGUCCGCUCUCUUUCACAGCGCUUUAUCAUUUGUCAUCAUGAGUCUCAAACUGCUUAAUUUUUAUCUCCAGCUUUAUUCACUGUGGUCAGACAUUAUGUUCGUGUUUUCUCUCAACCUGAGAACUUCUGCAUCUACAGGACAAAACGGACAAACUAGUAACAUUAAGUUUUUACAUUUAAUGAGAAAUUAACAAGCUGGAAAAUGAAGAGGAGAGCCGUUGUAACUGUGCUUCCUUUGGUAAAAAAAGGUCUAGAGUAUUGAUGAAACUAAUUGUGAUAAUGAUUUUUGCUAUACUCGAUCAGCCCUUGUGUCGUUUUUUUACGGCUCUAAAAAUCCAAAACGCUGAGGAGAGUCCAGGAAGGGCGUCUCUCAGAGCGUCCUCGCUAAAUAAUGAAGUCCAGUCAGUCUCUGUGAGCAGAUGACAGUCAAAACAAUAGUUAGGAAAUGGACGCCUCGUAAACCCAGCUCAUGUUUCAAACUCUGUCACUGCAGAUAAAGCGAACCAUCAGACACACUAAAGACCUCCAAAGACCAUCAGCGGCCUGUUUCUGCUCCAUGUUUGUCCUUUACUCAUCUUUCAACAGAGAAAUAACACCGACAAAGGAUUGGAGUCAUUAUCGAGCCUCAAUCAUCAGAAAAUUCAGAUGAAAACAGUAAACUAGAUCAAGAAAAUCCACCUUUGUCAUACAAUAAACACGGUCACUAUUAUUGUUCUACUUCUCAGGGAAACCUUCGUCACAUUUUUGAGUAGUUUUGUAGAUAAGCUGGAGUCUACACUAACCUGUGUCUCCAUGACUGAGCUGAGUUCUUCUUAACUCACAUCAAAACGUUGAAGUUAAUUUUGGAGGUGGAUUAAUGGAGACAUCUUUUCUGCGUUCACUCUUCACACACUCUGAAUUUAAAGUCGGAUGUCUGUCGGGUCAAAGAGACUGAAUUUAGCAGAGGGAACAGUUUGUACACUUUUAAUAAUUGAUCAAACAGAGUCACUGCUUUUGAUCCUCGGCUCUGAACUGAGAAGACACGUCCCUGUUUGGAGUUAAAACUGGUCCACAGCAUUACAGUGUGAGAUUGUUCGUUGGUGUUAACAGUGUUCUGUGUGUUUCUGUUUGCAGGGCUUAUCUUUGUAGUGGACAGCAACGACAGGGAGAGAGUGAACGAGGCCAGGGAGGAGCUGUCCAGAAUGCUCGCUGAGGACGAACUCAGAGACGCCGUGCUGCUCGUUUUCGCAAAUAAACAGGUGAGGCCCGGGUUAUCUCGACAACUGUCCGAACUCUGAUUUUACACCUCUGUUUUCACCUCAUCAGGAGACGUACGCUGGAGAGUCGAUGAAAACAAAAUGACAGAGUGUUCAUCUCUGUGCUCACCCAAAGUCAUGAACACUCGCAGAAAACACCAAUAGUGUGAGACAAAGAUCUCAAUAUGAAGAGGUUGUUCACACUGCUGGAUGUUUCUCCUCCAAAGCUGCUCUCUGCCUCCGUCGUUGUUGGAUCUGAUCGCUUUAUUCGCCUAUCAGAGGCAGACGGGUAUCAUGAUUUGAUUCGCCACAUCUCCAGAAAUUAUUGAAAAACUAUAAAAUGUUACAAAAUGAUGUAUCUGCGCUCCCGGCUUAAAGUUUAGAAAUGCGCAGCAGUGCCGCCGGCUUGGAAGGCUGAAAUGCGAACACGCUGUCCCGGUUUAAAUGGGCAGUUAAAAACAGACAGGACUCUGGAGUGGAAAUCACUGCAUAGGCCUCCCUAAAAUCAUCGUCUGUAAAUGCAAAAAUGGAGGUUAAAACUACAUGCAAAGAGGAAAUCAUAAACACUAGAGACCUCUGGAUCUGAGACUGUUCAGGACGGACCGAGAGGAAGUGAGAAACUGUCUCCUGGUCUGAAGAAUCUGAAGUAGACAUUCCUUUAGGAAAUUCUGGACAUUAAGUCCUCUGCUCUGAAAAAGGAAGGAAGGAAGGAAGCACUUGGCUAAUUCUCAGCUCUCAGUCGAGAGACAGCAUCCCUGAUAGUCAGGGGAUCACCAGAGUCCAUGUCAUGGGUAUCUUCUACAUCUACGAAGACUCCAUGAAUGCUGAUCAGUAUCUCCAGGUUUAGGAGCUUCAGGACUCUGUAGUUGGAGUCACCGCAUGGUCUUAAUAUCACUUGAGGUCUUAUGAAUCAAAAUCUAACUCUCUUUUAGUAAGGACAACUUGGGAUGUUUCCCCUUUCAACCAAGAACUAGAAAUCUUAGAUGCUGCAUCUUCAGUUUUAAACAAUAUCUACAGGUUUAGGAGCAACAUCUGCUGACAUCCAGACAACAGUUUCAGUCACAGAUGUCGGAUUAUUUUCAAACCAUCAAGUUCUGUUUUCAUCUUGCGGCGCUUUAGCUCUUCUGUAAUUGUUUCUGUUGGGAUAAAUUGGUCACCUGUCUGAUACCGAACCCACGCGAUGACCAACUUCUCCUCCUUCUCCUCCUCCCAGGAUCUCCCCAACGCCAUGAACGCUGCAGAGAUCACAGACAAGCUGGGCUUGCACGCCCUCCGUCAGCGCAGCUGGUACAUCCAGGCCACCUGCGCCACCAGCGGGGACGGCUUGUACGAGGGCCUGGACUGGCUCUCCAACCAGCUGAAGAACCAGAAAUGAUCCAUUCCACCAGUUUUGAUUUUUGUUUGUUGUUUAUUUUUUCUGUUUCAACACAACGGCAGCACCGGAUCCAGGCCCCCUCGCUCCCAUCUAACCCGAACCUCGACCCGAGCUCUUUCUUUCAAGAACUUCCUUCAUUCCCCGCCCCGCCCCCCAGCUUUCUCCCCUCGUCAGUACUCUUUGGGGCUCUAGCCUGUGCUGCUUGUGUGUGCGUGUGUGGGCGUGCAUGUGUGAGUGUGUGCGCGCGCGUGCGUGUGUGUGUAUUCCUUGUGUGUUCAGCGAGAGUGCGUGGGUGUGAAGGCGUCUCUGUGUAUGUUGGCUGGGAUUGGGAGUAACCCUGGCGUGCCUUUUACACACCUCCUGUGGAAUCAGCAGUCUGGUUUUCAAGCCCCUCUCUCCAUCCACCAAACUCAGCCUCUGCCCCACUCAGCCUGCCCCCUCCCCCCCACUCCAAGUCUUGCACGGCCUCCCCUUCUCCCCCACCCUUACUCUCCAGAGGAAGCAUGGUUUUCAUACGGCAAAGAAAGAGCAAGGGUGCAAGCUCUCCCCCGCUCCCUGUAGUGAAUAUCUGUGAUGACUAGAACCCUCCGCCUCAUGUAGAUGAAUGCUAAAUGUUCAUUUUGAUUUUGAUUUUCAAACCUCAAACCCACCAGUAAGAGAUUCAGUAAAAUUGCAUCUUAACCUGUAUCAGGUCGAAGCAAAUCAAAAAAAAAAAACGAGAAAAAGGACAAAAAAAAGCAACAACGCCCAUCCUUGAUCAUUCUGGUGUCAUCUGAAAAUCAUGCUGUUUGUUUUAUUAUUAUUAUUAUAUCAGACUAUAUCAGAUUAUUCCUAACGAUGGUUCUCCAGUGAACACUACCUUUGUCCCCCACUAAGCCAGAUCGUGAAGCACAAGGCAAGCCAACAAUCUUUAAAAAUCAGAUUAAAAAUUAAGAACCAACUCGAUCUUGAACUCCCUGGAUUAAAUUCGAAUCGCUCUAAAAAUCAGCGGCGGUGUUCCUGCUCUGAAAAAUCAAGGUGUUCGGGCAUUUCUCAGACUGAAGACGGUUAAAGCGACACAGGUGUCCUGAUACAUACACGAGCUUCACAUCUUAUUCCUUGAAGAGAUGUUACAUGUGUGUUUUUUUUUCUGUAACUAGUUUUAGCAUUUCUAUUUGUACUUUGAUGAACCAAAUGCAUCCGAGCAGUACGACAAAUCCUAAAGAGUAGUGUAUCCUCCAGGGCCUGUUUUUGAUUUGACAGAGCGUUUUUUUUUAUUUCUCAGUUUUUACUCGGAAAGCAUCCAGCUGUUAAAUCUUUCCUGGUCGGGAUGAAGGAUUGGCACCAAAUCUGAAAAAAUGAAGGCUCUUUAACUGUGAACGGUGAGGAAAGCUAGUUCUAAUAUCUGGGUGCGUAGAGGCUUCUACUUCUCAUUGCAGCCCCGCAUACUUCAUGACUGAAAGACCAACCACACAAGCACUCGCUCUGUUUUAGUAGCACGACGGCGAGCUGAAGGACUCGGUGGUAGACCUGUUUUGGGGGGAAAAAGGGUGUGCAGUUAACUGGUCACGUGAUUCAGCAGGCGUUCUCCGUGUGGAACCGUGGGGGUAAAGCUGGCACUUCUGUCAAGACUGAUUGUAAAUCUGUAAGUUCCCCUGUAAACUGUUUCUGUGGGGAUUUCCUGAACACAUUAAUAAACAUGAUUUGAUCCAACAGUUUACGCUCACUGACUUUU